Molecule: messenger RNA, 1983 nt
Organism: Malania oleifera
Lineage: Eukaryota; Viridiplantae; Streptophyta; Magnoliopsida; Santalales; Ximeniaceae
Product: pentatricopeptide repeat-containing protein At5g61800
Exons: 2
Coding region: 209-1804 (531 amino acids)
Biological process (GO): RNA modification
Molecular function (GO): protein binding; RNA binding
Source: RefSeq, a predicted model, not a curated record
CUCAAAAAAAUAAAAAUAAAAAUGCAGGAGGUAUGGAAAUUUGAUGUCAGCCGCAUCGCUGCUGUUCUGCUGCGGUACCCCAAGGAAGGACCAGCGCAGUCGCAGCCAUCGUCAUCGUCAUCGUCGUCGGCAUCUAGAAGUUUAUCCUGAACCUACCUACAUCCUCCUCCUCCUCCCCAGCCAGUUUUGGAGGUAGUUGUGAUUGAUUAUGGUGGCAAGUUUUAUUGUUAUAAAGAAUGUAAUCCGGCAUUGCAAGACCAUCCACCAGGUCCACCAGGUCCACGCCCACGCCGUCACCUCCGGUUCUCUCUCUCUCCACCCCUCCCUCUUCCUCUCCUCCAUUCUCCACGCUUUCACUACCCUUCUCGCCGCCGCCGCCGCCAACCCCAACACUUCUCACCCUCCACCCUCACUCUUACUUAGCUAUGCGCUUUCUGUUUUCAACCUCAUCCCCAACCCCUCCUCCUUCUCCUACAACACCAUCAUCCGGGCUCACACCUCCCUCCUCCUCAGCCCCUUCUCCGCCCUCGCUUUCUUUUCCCGGAUGCGCCGCCUCUCCGUCCCUCCCGACUCCCACACCUUCCCUUUCGCUCUCAAGGCUUCCGCCCAUCUCCGCUCCCUUCCCCUUGCCCAAGCCCUCCACUCCCAAGCUCUCAAGUUUGGAUUCUGCGCCGACUUGUUCCUCCGAAACUCCCUCAUCUAUUCCUACUCCGUUUCUGGCUCACUAAUGGAAGCACGCCGCGUGUUCCAUGACGGUUACCCCAGGGACGUCGACCUCGUCUCCUACAACACUUUGAUUAAUGCCCUUGUGAAGGCCCGUGAGACCGGGGCUGCACGCCAGCUGUUUGAUGCAAUGCCUGUUAGAGACGCCCUGUCGUGGGGCACCCUUCUAUCCGGCUACGCCCAGAACAACCAGUGUCGGGAAGCCCUCCAAAUCUUCAAUCAAAUGCUCACUUCUACAUAUGUUCGUCCCGACAAUGUAGCUCUGGUUUCUGCCUUGUCUGCCUGCGCUCAGCUGGGAGAGUUACAGCAGGGCAAGACCAUCCACGAUUUCAUCAAAAGAAACAGUACCCAUAUUGAUUCAUUCUUGUGCACUGCCUUGGUGGAUCUCUAUGCCAAGUGUGGGAGCAUUGAUACUGCAAAGGAGAUCUUUGAGUCAACCCCGGACAGGAACUUGUUCACGUGGAAUGCCCUACUUGUUGGGCUUGCAUUGCAUGGGCAUGGCCGGCUUUUACUGGAUUAUUUCUCCCGGAUGAUCAAGGCCAGAGUUGGUCCCGACGGGGUCACGUUCUUAGGAGUCUUGAUUGGUUGCAGUCACGCAGGUCUAGUUUGUGAAGCCCGACGGAUUUUUGAUGAGAUGGAAGCAGUGUAUGGCGUUCCUCGUGAGCUGAAGCAUUAUGGUUGCAUGGCUGAUUUGCUAGGACGGGCUGGUUUGAUUGAAGUGGCAGUGGAAAUGAUAGAGGGUAUGCCAAUGAAGGGUGACCUGUUUGUGUGGGGUGGCUUGCUAGGUGGAUGUCGAAUACAUGGAAAUGUUGAGAUUGCAGAGAAAGUAGCAGAGCAUGUGAUGGCGAUGAACCCAGAAGAUGGAGGGGUUUACUCGGUCAUGGCGAAUGUUUAUGCCAAUGCAGAACGAUGGGAUGAUGUUUUAAGGAUGAGGAGAUGGUUGGGAGCAAGAAGGGGGGUAAAGAAGAACACAGGGGGUAGUUUGAUUCGAUUGAAUGGAAUUGCCCAUGAGUUUGUUGCGGGGGAUGGCUCGCAUCCCGAAACUGGAGCCCAGAUAGGAGGGCGGGAAAAGCCCCGCUGAGCUAAAGCUGUUGUCUGCCCUUUUUGAAGGGUAAGUUUUAGUAGGGACAUAUAAAUUUUUGUGGCAAAUGUCUCUAGAUUUUGUUAUUUUGGGAUGUAUAUAUUGGGAUACAGUGGAUGUACUGACUCUGGUAUUUGUAGUAAUAUGAUGAAUGUUUUGUAUUUACAAUAUUGUGAUUA